AUGAAAUUGUUCGCUGCUGCUAUUGUACUUGCUUUCGUCGCCGUCACUGUAGCCCAAAAUGCUCCCAGAUUGAGCUUGGAUCAGAUGCUAAAGGUCAUAGCUUUGGCUGAUGAAUGCACCAAGGAGACUGGCACCAGCAAGGAGGCCAUAUUGGCAUUGCAACAGGGUGAUUUCAGUCAAGUUGAUGACAAAGUGAAGUGCUUCAGCAAGUGCUUCCAGGAACGAUUGGGCUUCCUAGUAAAUGGUGCUGUCAAUGAGGAGGCUGUGCAGAAGUCGUUGGGUCCUUUGGCUGGUGAAGAGAAAGUGAAGGCAAUUCAAGCUAAAUGUAAUGGUGUAAAGGGCGCCGAUGACUGUGACACCGCGUUUGAAUGGUAUAAGUGCUAUUAUGAGGAAAAAGGUCUUGCAUAA
This is a messenger RNA of Rhagoletis pomonella (apple maggot), 408 nucleotides long. Its product is annotated as general odorant-binding protein 56d-like. Gene Ontology annotation, molecular function: odorant binding. NCBI's taxonomy places the organism in Eukaryota, Metazoa, Arthropoda, Insecta, Diptera, Tephritidae. The coding region runs from base 1 to 408 and encodes 135 amino acids. The record is from RefSeq and is a predicted model, not a curated record. Gene Ontology annotation, biological process: sensory perception of smell. The transcript is spliced from 2 exons.